AUGGUUCUUGACCAACAAGUGAGCUCAGGUCAGCUCAAUGAGGAUGUGCGUCACAGGGUCCAUGAGGCACUCAUGAAACAGCACCACCACCAGAAUCAGAAAAAGCUCACCAAUAGGAUUCCCAUUGUUCUCUUUGCUGAUAUUGGCAAGAAACAAUCAGAACCAAAUUCCAUGGAUAAAAAUGCAGGUCAGGUUGCUUCUCCUCAGUCUGCUCUAGCCUGUGUUGAAAAUAAAAAUGAUGUGAGCAGAGAAAACAGCACUGUUGACUUUAGCAAGGUUGAUCUGCAUUUUAUGAAAAAGAUUCCUCCAGGUGCAGAAGCUUCCAACAUCUUAGUUGGGGAAUUGGAGUUCUUGGAUCGAACUGUAGUUGCGUUUGUGAGGUUAUCUCCAGCUGUUUUGCUUCAAGGACUGGCAGAAGUCCCAAUCCCAACCAGAUUUUUAUUCAUUCUUCUGGGACCCCUCGGAAAGGGUCAACAGUACCAUGAGAUUGGCAGAUCAAUUGCAACCCUAAUGACAGAUGAGGUAUUUCAUGAUGUUGCUUACAAGGCUAAAGAUCGUAAUGACUUGGUGUCUGGAAUUGAUGAAUUUCUGGAUCAGGUAACUGUUCUCCCUCCUGGAGAAUGGGAUCCAAGCAUUCGAAUAGAGCCUCCCAAAAAUGUUCCUUCCCAGGAGAAGAGGAAGAUCCCUGCUGUACCAAAUGGAACAGCAGCUCAUGGGGAAGCAGAGCCCCAUGGAGGACAUAGUGGACCUGAACUCCAGCGAACUGGAAGGAUUUUUGGGGGACUUAUUUUAGAUAUCAAAAGAAAAGCUCCAUACUUCUGGAGUGACUUCAGAGAUGCUUUCAGCCUGCAGUGCUUAGCAUCUUUUCUGUUUCUCUACUGCGCGUGUAUGUCUCCUGUCAUCACAUUUGGAGGACUCCUGGGAGAAGCAACUGAAGGUCGUAUAAGUGCAAUUGAAUCUCUCUUUGGAGCGUCCAUGACGGGGAUAGCCUAUUCGCUUUUUGGUGGACAGCCUCUCACUAUAUUAGGCAGUACAGGACCAGUUUUGGUGUUUGAAAAGAUUUUGUUUAAAUUUUGCAAAGAAUAUGGGCUGUCAUACCUAUCUUUAAGAGCUAGUAUUGGACUUUGGACUGCCACCCUGUGUAUCAUACUUGUGGCCACUGAUGCAAGUUCCCUUGUCUGCUAUAUCACCCGAUUUACUGAAGAAGCUUUUGCAUCUCUUAUUUGUAUCAUUUUCAUUUAUGAGGCCCUAGAGAAGUUGUUCGAACUCAGUGAAGCAUAUCCAAUCAACAUGCAUAAUGAUUUGGAACUGCUGACACAAUACUCAUGUAAUUGUGUGGAACCACAUAAUCCUAGCAAUGAUACCUUGAAGGAAUGGAAGGAGUCCAACAUUUCUGCAGCUGACAUAAUUUGGGAAAAUCUAACUGUGUCGGAAUGCAAGUCUCUGCAUGGAGAGUACAUCGGACGAGCCUGUGGCCACGAGCACCCGUAUGUUCCAGAUGUUCUCUUUUGGUCGGUGAUUUUGUUCUUUUCCACAGUGACUAUGUCGGCCACCCUGAAGCAGUUCAAGACUAGCCGCUAUUUCCCAACCAAGGUUCGAUCCAUAGUGAGUGACUUUGCUGUCUUUCUUACAAUUCUGUGUAUGGUAUUAAUUGACUAUGCCAUUGGGAUCCCAUCUCCGAAACUAAAAGUACCAAGUGUUUUCAAGCCCACCAGAGAUGAUCGUGGCUGGUUUGUUACACCUUUAGGUCCAAAUCCAUGGUGGACAGUAUUAGCAGCUAUUAUUCCAGCUUUGCUUUGUACUAUUCUAAUUUUUAUGGACCAACAAAUUACAGCUGUUAUCAUCAACAGAAAAGAACAUAAGCUAAAGAAAGGUUGUGGGUACCAUCUGGAUCUAUUAAUGGUGGCUGUCAUGCUUGGUGUGUGCUCCAUCAUGGGUCUGCCAUGGUUCGUGGCUGCCACUGUGCUCUCCAUCACUCACGUCAACAGCCUAAAACUGGAAUCAGAGUGUUCAGCUCCAGGAGAACAACCAAAAUUUCUUGGCAUUCGGGAGCAAAGGGUUACUGGGCUUAUGAUUUUUAUUCUUAUGGGCUCUUCAGUCUUUAUGACCAGUAUUCUGAAGUUUAUUCCCAUGCCAGUGCUAUAUGGUGUGUUUCUUUAUAUGGGUGCUUCAUCUCUAAAGGGAAUUCAGUUAUUUGAUAGAAUAAAGCUCUUCUGGAUGCCUGCAAAACAUCAACCAGAUUUUAUAUACCUAAGGCAUGUACCACUGCGAAAAGUCCAUCUCUUCACAGUUAUUCAGAUGAGCUGCCUUGCCCUUUUGUGGAUAAUAAAAGUUUCAAGAGCUGCUAUUGUGUUUCCCAUGAUGGUGUUAGCUCUGGUAUUUGUAAGAAAGUUGAUGGAUUUUUUGUUUACCAAACGAGAACUCAGCUGGUUGGAUGACUUAAUGCCUGAGAGUAAGAAAAAGAAACUAGAAGAUGCUGAAAAAGAAGAAGAACAAAGUAUGCUAGCUAUGGAAGAUGAGGGCACAGUACAGCUCCCAUUGGAAGGGCACUAUAGAGAUGAUCCAUCUGUGAUCAAUAUUUCUGAUGAAAUGUCAAAGACUGCCUUGUGGAAGAACCUUCUGAUUGCUGCUGAUAGCUCAAAAGAUAAGGAGUCAAGCUUUCCUUCUAAAAGCAUCGAAAUCCGAAAAGAGAAGAAAGCUGACUCAGGGAAAGGUGUUGACAGGGAGACUUGUCUAUGACUUGAUCGUCAAUUUAUUUUUUACAUAUAUAUAAGAAGAGUGCCACAAUUAUUAAUAAAACUGCUUUGAUCAUGUAUUGUAAAUUCUGUCUCUCCUCCCAAAUCCACCUUCAUACUGUAAGUAGUGCAAUAUUUGUUUCAUUUCUGUGUUUAAACUUCUGAGCAGUAAGACACCCUUGUGAGCAUAUACAACAGCUAAUGCAAGAAUCUGUGAGUUCCUUGCUGUGUGUUAGACAUUUAUAAACACUGGAUUCUUGUCAGUUUUAUGAGAGCAAUAGCUUUCUUAAAGAGAUAAGUCAUAUCUACCUAGUUUAUAUUUUCCUAUAUUAGUUAUCUGAAGAUACCUGAUA
This is a messenger RNA of Talpa occidentalis (Iberian mole), 3088 nucleotides long. RefSeq names its product solute carrier family 4 member 10 (gene SLC4A10). Gene Ontology annotation, biological process: transmembrane transport; bicarbonate transport; monoatomic anion transport. NCBI's taxonomy places the organism in Eukaryota, Metazoa, Chordata, Mammalia, Eulipotyphla, Talpidae. Gene Ontology annotation, cellular component: plasma membrane; basolateral plasma membrane. Gene Ontology annotation, molecular function: monoatomic anion transmembrane transporter activity; solute:inorganic anion antiporter activity; sodium:bicarbonate symporter activity. The record is from RefSeq and is a predicted model, not a curated record.